Messenger RNA from Piliocolobus tephrosceles (Ugandan red Colobus), 1071 nucleotides. Its product is annotated as zinc finger protein 107. Lineage: Eukaryota; Metazoa; Chordata; Mammalia; Primates; Cercopithecidae. Gene Ontology annotation, biological process: regulation of transcription by RNA polymerase II. The annotation marks the transcript as partial. Gene Ontology annotation, molecular function: RNA polymerase II transcription regulatory region sequence-specific DNA binding; DNA-binding transcription factor activity, RNA polymerase II-specific. The record is from RefSeq and is a predicted model, not a curated record. Gene Ontology annotation, cellular component: nucleus. The transcript has a single exon.
CAUACUGGAGAGAAACCCUACAAAUGUAAAGAAUGUGGCAAAGCUUUUAACCAAUCUUCAAACCUUACUGAACAUAAGAAAAUUCAUACUACAGAGAAAUCCUAUAAAUGUGAAGAAUGUGGCAAAGCUUUUAACCAACACUCAAACCUAAUUAACCAUAGGAAAAUUUAUACUGGAGAGAAACCACACAAAUGUGAAGAAUGUGGAAAAGCUUUUAAUCGAUCCUCAACCCUUACUAGACAUAAGAAAAUUCAUACUGGAGAGAAACCCUACAAAUGUGAAGAAUGUGGCAGAGCUUUUAGCCAGUCUUCAAACCUUACUGAACAUAAGAUAAUUCAUACUGGAGAGAAACCCUACAAAUGUGAAGAAUGUGGCAAAGCUUUUAACCGAUUCUCAACCCUUACUAAACAUAAGAGAAUUCAUACUGGAGAAAAACCCUAUAAAUGUGAAGAAUGUGGAAAAGCCUUUAAUCAGUCCUAUCAACUUACUAGACAUAAGAUAAUUCAUACUAAAGAGAAACUCAACAAAUGUGAAGAAUUUGGCAAGUCCUUUAAACAGUCCUCACACCUUACUAUCCAUAAAAUUAUUCAUACUGGAGAGAAACCCUACAAAUGUGAAGAACAUGGCAAAGUUUUUAACCAGUCCUCACACCUUACUACACAAAAGAUAAUUCAUACUGGAGAGAACCUCUACAAAUUUGAAGAACAUGGAAAAGCUUUUAACCUAUUCUCAAACAUUACUAACCAUAAGAUAAUUUAUACUGGAGAGAAACCCCACAAAUGUGAAGAAUGUGGAAAAGCUUAUAACCGAUUCUCAAACCUAACUAUACAUAAGAGAAUUCAUACGGGAGAGAAACCUUACCAAUGUGCAGAAUGUGGCAAAGCCUUUAACUGCUCCUCAACCCUUAAUAGACAUAAGAUAAUUCAUACUGGAGAGAAACCUUACAAAUGUAAAGAAUGUGGCAAAGCUUUUAACCUAUCCUCAACCCUUACUGCACAUAAGAAAAUUCAUACUGGGGAGAAACCCUAUAAAUGUGAAGAAUGUGGCAAAGCUUUUAACCAAUCCUCAAAC